CAGUUCCGGGGCGGGGUGUCCGCUCUGGGUGUCCCCGGCCCGGCUUCCCUCUGUGGAGCGGUCUCAGCGGGAGCAGGGGGGCUAGCGGCGGUACCGGGGAGGGACCGGACUCAGGGCAUCAUGAGCGGAUCACAGAACAAUGACACCAAAAGACAGUUUCUUCUAGAGCGGCUACUGGAUGCAGUGAAACAGUGUCAAAUCCGGUUUGGAGGAAGAAAAGAAAUUGCUUCAGAUUCUGAUAGCAGAGUGACUUGCCUGUGUGCUCAGUUUGAAGCUGUACUACAGCAUGGUUUGAAGAGGAGCCGAGGAUUAGCAUUAACAGCAGCAGCAAUCAAACAGGCAGCAGGUUUCUCCAGCAAAACAGAAACAGAGCCAGUGUUUUGGUACUACGUAAGAGAAGUUCUGAAUAAACAUGAACUACAGCGCUUCUACUCUCUGAGGACUAUUACUACAGAUAUUGGCAGAGGCCGUGCCUGGCUACGCUGUGCAUUAAAUGAACAUUCUCUGGAAAGAUAUGUCCAUAUGCUGCUUGCAGAUAAAAAUCGACUUAGUGUCUUCUAUGAAGACUGGUCUUUUAUGAUGGAUGAAGAACGUUCUAGUAUGAUCCCUACGAUGGCAGCUGGUCUGAAUUCCAUUCUUUUUGCAAUCAACAUUGACAACAAGGACUUAAAUGGGCAGAGCAAAUGCACUCCUACCGUCUCUGAUCUCUUAAAAGAAUCCACGCAAAAUGUAACCUCAUUGUUGAAGGAAUCCACCCAAGGUGUUAGCAGCCUUCUAAGAGAGAUAACCACAUCCUCUGCUGUUUCCAUUUUAAUCAAACCUGAUCAAGACACUGACCCACUUCCAGUUCUAUCAAAGAAUGUUAGUGCUGAUUUAAAAUGUAGAAAAGAUCGAAAGAAGAAGAAAAGGGUGACACACAUCAUCUCAUUUGAUGAGGAGGAAGAUGAACAAAAUUUAGGAGAUACUUUAAAGACAGCAGUUGCAGGAGAAAGCUCAGAAGAGAACUCAGACAAGUCUUCAGCUUUUGUGUUACCUUCCUCUGAAGGCUCUCUUGUACAAAAUUUAAAUGGAAAUCAGAAUACCCAUUUGUGGAAAAGUGAUUCCAUGUUUUUGAAUGGAGAGUGUAGUUACCAGAAGCUUGAUGUGAAGAGUAUUGAUGAUGAAGAUGUGGAUGAAAACGAGGAAGAGAUAUAUGGAAAGAUACUGGGAAACAAAGGCAUGGAAGAUGAAACAAAAGUUUCAGAAAAGCCAUAUGAAGGGGGCACAUGCAAUUCACAGAUAUGCACUUGGACUCCCCUGCAGAUCCUGAAUGAUAGUUCAGAUAUUCUGUUUCCUGUCAGUGCUGUUGAUCCUUACUCCCAGAUUGGUAACCUGGAGAAUGGAGAUGGGCAUGAAAGUGCUGUUCUUACAGUAGAACUGGCUCAGAGAGGAUCUGAACUUCCUUAUAGAGUGGAUGUCAGUCCUCCUGUUCAAGUGAAUGCUUUAAGCAAUAUGUUGCCUUCAGCCACUGUGCCAGAAUCAAUGACAAUUAAUGAACUUCGGCAAGCUAUUGUGGCCAUGAUGAACAGAAAGGAUGAGCUCGAAGAACAGAACAGAUCUCUGCGAAACCUGCUUGAUGGAGAGAUGGAACAUUCUGCACUACUCCGGCAAGAAAUUGAAAACUUGAGAAGGAAAGUAGCAGAGCAUGAGGAGCGACAUGCAGCAAAGAUCCAGGCCUUGGCAAGGGAGAAUGAAGUGCUGAAAGUACAACUCAAGAAGUAUGUAGGAGCUGUCCAGAUGCUGAAAAGAGAAGGUCAAACAGCAGAAGUUCUGCCAAACCUUUGGAAUGUUGAUGGGGAAUUUACCAUACCUGAGCAAAAGCAAGUAGAAAACAACGAGGAACUAGCAAACUCCUAUGAAAGAAAACUGAUUGAGGUGGCAGAAAUGCACGGGGAGCUUAUAGAAUUCAAUGAGCGACUACACCGUGCUUUGAUGGCUAAAGAAGCUCUUGUAUCCCAAAUGAGGCAGGAACUCAUUGAUUUGAGAGGGCCAGUCCCUGGGGAUUUGAGUCAGACAUCUGAAGACCAGAGUUUGUCAGAUUUUGAAAUAUCAAAUCGUGCCCUUAUUAAUGUUUGGAUUCCCUCAGUCUUUCUACGAGGAAAAGCUGCUAAUGCAUUCCAUGUUUACCAAGUAUAUAUCAGAAUAAAAGAUGAUGAAUGGAAUGUUUAUCGAAGAUAUGCAGAAUUCAGAAGCUUGCACCACAAGCUACAGAAUAAAUACCACCAAGUAAGGACCUUUAACUUCCCACCAAAAAAAGCCAUUGGAAACAAGGAUGCAAAGUUUGUUGAGGAACGACGCAAACAGCUACAAAAUUACUUACGGAAUGUUAUGAACAAAAUUAUUCAAACUGUGCCAGAAUUCACAGUUAGCCCCAAAAAAGAGACUCUUAUUCAACUGAUGCCCUUUUUUGUGUAAGUAUGUGUCUAAUAGACAUGCAGUACUCAACAAAAUGUUAAGCCUUUUUCUUCGCAGUUUAACUUAAAAUGUAAUGCGUUACCACUGAACUCUCCAUUUUAUUAUAGAAAGAACCCCACUAACACGACAAAAGCUUUUGAUAUG
Mauremys mutica (yellowpond turtle) is the source of this 2598-nucleotide messenger RNA. RefSeq names its product sorting nexin 29 (gene SNX29). The record is from RefSeq and is a predicted model, not a curated record. NCBI's taxonomy places the organism in Eukaryota, Metazoa, Chordata, Testudines, Geoemydidae. Bases 121 to 2454 code for a protein of 777 amino acids. The transcript has 20 exons. Gene Ontology annotation, molecular function: phosphatidylinositol binding.